Messenger RNA from Drosophila erecta, 3588 nucleotides. Its product is annotated as beta-1,4-mannosyltransferase egh. Gene Ontology annotation, molecular function: beta-1,4-mannosyltransferase activity. The transcript has 3 exons. The record is from RefSeq and is a predicted model, not a curated record. Lineage: Eukaryota; Metazoa; Arthropoda; Insecta; Diptera; Drosophilidae. Gene Ontology annotation, cellular component: cytoplasm. The coding region runs from base 1542 to 2915 and encodes 457 amino acids.
GUUAGCCUGAAGACGGUCACACUGGCUGUUCAGUUUGACCGUUUGCCACGGGAUUUCGACAGCGGCGAGAGACGGUCACUUCGCAAAACGAAAAUCGAAAAAAAACCGACGAAUCGAAAAUCGGAGAUCGCGGAUUCGAUUCACUUGAUUCAGAACCAAACCGAAUCCGAGUCCUCUGCGAUGCGCGCGCCAAUACGCUGAACAGUCGCCCAGUGAAGUUUGCAAUUAAUUUGCAAAUCAAUUUCGCUCCGCCGCCGUCGCGCACAUACACACAUACACAACACACAAACACCCGCACCGCGCACACAUGCACACACACACACCGCGACACGCAUAGUGACAAAAAAAAAAUAAAAAGUGGCAAUAAAACAAAAAGAAAAGAAAAUAAAACGCCGUGCCCGUGGGAAAAUCGAUUUUCCUUUAAACAAAUCGCUGCUACUUUUGGGCUUUUCCAAGCGCCUUUGCUGCAAUUACUUGUUUUUUUUUUUGCUGUGCACAGUACGCCGAGAGAGCGGCGUGAACCGGUGCAGAGAGAGCGAGAGAGUGAGAAGGAAAGGAAGAGGAAGAGGGGGCGAGGUGUUUCAUUGGCAGAAAAUUAGCAAGGCAACAAAAACGUUUAUAAAUAUAUAUAUACAUAUAUUCCAAUAUAAAUAUCGCAAAUAUUAAUGACGAGCCAACAGCGCCAGCAGCAACUGCAACAACAGAAACCCAGCAACCAGAGGUUCUAAUACGAAAAUAACCCAAACAAAUCGCCGCGGCAGCAACAACAAAGAGAGUGCAAAAGAGAGGCGCCAAAUAAAAAAAAAGGGAAUAAAAAGUGUAUCAUUUUGCGGCACACCCAAGAACGCGGAAAACUCCCGCCACCCUUGCCACGCCCCUCGCCACCCUGCCGCACCAAUAGCCAAUACCAAUAACAGCCAUAACAAUAACAACAACAGGCUGCAGGCGCAGAGAAUCGAAGAAACGCGGAGGAAAAGGCAGAAAAGAAACCCAAACAUUCGGACACUCGCUCUUCUUCUUAUUCUACCCAAUCCGUUUUGGCAUGGAAAACAUGAAAUGUCUGACCAGGAAACAGAGCUGAGAGUCUCAAAUGCAAGCAAGCCCACGCCAGCGGCAGCAUCCAAGUCCAAGUUCACCAACAGCUGAAGAGGAAGCGGCGGUUACGAGUUAGCGGAUACGAGACGCGCACAGCCGGCAGCUGAUAGAGGAUACGGAGCACCACUUAUUGACUUGGGGGGUGCCUGGACCAACUUCCGUUCCGCUCGGCACGAAUCGCUGAGCUUCAGGCACAAACAACUUACAACACAUCUUUAGUCAUUUUAAUGCGGCGAGUCGCUGAUUCAUGCACAUUCAUUUGAGUCAGGAUCGAACAAACAAGGCAGAGAUAAGGAUUACGAAUCACGGAAUUGUCAGAGCACAAGUCUACUUAAGGCUGGAGGACGAUAGCCACUUAAGAUACUUUACAACACACAAUAACUAAAACAAAAAAAAAGAAAAAGAAAAAGAAAAAAAAAGACACAAUCCGCAACCCGCAAAUCAAGAUGAACUCCACCACAAAGCAUCUGCUGCACUGCACACUGCUCAUCACUGUGAUAGUUACCUUCGAAGUAUUCUCCGGCGGUAUUAAGAUUGACGAGAACUCGUUCACGCUCGUGGAUCCAUGGACUGAAUACGGCCAAUUGGCCACGGUUCUGCUGUACUUACUGCGCUUUCUUACGCUGCUCACGCUGCCCCAGGUGCUGUUCAACUUUUGCGGCCUGGUAUUUUACAAUGCCUUCCCCGAGAAGGUUGUCCUCAAGGGCAGUCCCCUGCUGGCGCCCUUCAUCUGCAUCCGCGUGGUCACGCGCGGCGACUUCCCGGACCUGGUGAAGACGAAUGUGCUGCGCAAUAUGAACACCUGCCUGGACACCGGACUGGAGAACUUCCUCAUCGAGGUGGUCACGGAUAAGGCGGUGAAUCUAUCGCAGCAUCGUCGCAUCCGGGAGAUUGUGGUGCCCAAGGAGUACAAGACGAGAACCGGUGCGCUCUUCAAGUCCCGGGCACUGCAGUAUUGCCUGGAGGACAAUGUCAAUGUGCUGAACGACAGCGAUUGGAUCGUCCAUCUGGAUGAGGAGACGCUGCUAACGGAGAAUUCAGUGCGUGGCAUCAUUAACUUUGUGCUGGAUGGCAAGCAUCCGUUCGGCCAGGGCCUGAUCACGUAUGCCAACGAGAACGUGGUCAAUUGGCUGACCACCUUGGCGGACAGCUUUCGGGUCUCCGAUGACAUGGGCAAGCUGCGUCUGCAGUUCAAGCUCUUCCACAAGCCGCUGUUCAGCUGGAAGGGCAGCUAUGUGGUCACCCAGGUGAGUGCGGAGCGUUCAGUGUCCUUUGACAACGGAAUCGAUGGCUCGGUGGCCGAGGAUUGCUUCUUUGCGAUGCGUGCCUUCAGCCAGGGAUACACGUUCAACUUCAUCGAGGGCGAGAUGUACGAGAAGUCGCCGUUCACGCUGCUGGACUUCUUGCAGCAGAGGAAACGUUGGCUGCAGGGCAUCCUGCUGGUGGUGCACUCCAAGAUGAUCCCGUUCAAGCACAAGCUGCUGCUGGGCAUCAGUGUCUAUUCGUGGGUCACCAUGCCACUGUCCACGUCGAACAUCAUCUUUGCGGCACUGUAUCCCAUACCCUGCCCAAAUCUCGUCGAUUUCGUGUGCGCCUUCAUCGCGGCCAUUAAUAUCUAUAUGUACGUCUUUGGCGUAAUCAAGUCCUUUUCGCUAUACCGCUUCGGAUUGCUGAGAUUCCUGGCCUGUGUGCUGGGAGCGGUGUGCACGAUACCCGUGAAUGUGGUCAUCGAGAAUGUGGCCGUCAUUUGGGGCCUGGUUGGCAAGAAGCACAAGUUCUAUGUGGUGCAGAAGGAUGUGCGCGUACUGGAGACUGUCUAGGAUAUUAUGGAACUGGAGGAGUUGGGAGGAGGAGUCAUCAAGUGCAGCCAUGGUCAUCAUAUCGCCCCCCUCCCAAAAAAUGAAAACCAAAAAACCAAAUUAAGCAAGGCAAAAACAAACGAAAUUUCGCACAAUUUGGCCAGGCUCAUUGCGUUGUCCUGGCACUAUCUGAUUGAUUUACUUUAUUUGUACAUUUUCCUUUAAGCAUAAGUCACUCAACCACAAGACACAGCCACAUACAACACCUGCACAAGACACACACGCAUAUAAUUGUUGUUUCGUUCUAAUGUCAUGGUCAUUCACAAUUUUGCCAAAAAGAAACGAAAUCAGAUCAUCAUAGAAAUCGGCUCAGCACAAGAGAAUACAUGGGUAUCAAAUGACCCAAAGACAACAAUUGGGGCAAUAGGAAUGCAGUAGAGCACACACGAAAACUCUCCAUUAAGUGUAAUUUCAUUAUAUAUAUAUAUAUGGUUUUUUUUGUAUAGUCUGUAGUGAAGAGUGCGCUAUAUUUAUAUAAACAUAAAUAUUGUAUGUACAUUGUAGAUUUAUUAUUACAAAUACGAUAAUUUAAAAAUGUGUACAUUGAAGUAUUGUAAAUUGAUUAUCUGUUAAAUAUCAUUCACACCGAAAACCAAGGUUAAAAAAGCAAAGUAAACUUGAAUGUUUAGACUUA